This is a messenger RNA of Fusarium coffeatum, 672 nucleotides long. RefSeq lists its product as uncharacterized. The record is from RefSeq and is a predicted model, not a curated record. The transcript has a single exon. Lineage: Eukaryota; Fungi; Ascomycota; Sordariomycetes; Hypocreales; Nectriaceae. Bases 1 to 672 code for a protein of 223 amino acids. Gene Ontology annotation, cellular component: cytosol. Gene Ontology annotation, biological process: purine nucleotide metabolic process. Gene Ontology annotation, molecular function: GMP kinase activity.
AUGUUGACGGACAAGACCGCUUCUCAGGCUCGAGGUAGCUACAACCGUUCCCAUCAUACUCUUCUGGGUAGUCCUAAUGCCUCCUCAGCUGUUUCAUCCCCUGAUCUCCGACCCAUCAUUAUCUCGGGUCCUUCUGGUGUUGGCAAAGGCACACUGAUGCAAAUGCUCAUUGAUUCCAACCCAGGCCAGUUCUCAGCGACUGUCUCUCAUACAACACGCAAGCCACGCCCAGGAGAGAAGGAGGGGAUUGCGUACCACUUUGUUUCUCCUGCUAUCUUCUCGGAAAUGAUCACAAGGGGCCGUUUCAUUGAACACACGCUCUUCAGUGGCAAUCAUUACGGCACAAGCAAAGAUACCGUUGCUCGUCAAAAGCUGCAAGGGUCUACUGCUUUACUUGACAUAGAUGUCGAGGGCGUCAAGGCAAUCGUUGAGUCUGGAAGCCUUGAUGCACGCUGUGUGUUUAUAACACCUCCGAGUCUUAAGACUCUUGAGGAACGACUUCGUGGCCGAGAGACGGAGACUGAAGAAAGCAUACAGAGGCGCCUGGCCCGAGCCAAACAUGAACUCCAGUAUGCCGAAACUUCUGGAGUUUAUGAUAUUGUCAUCACUAAUGACGACCUUGGCAAGGCGUAUGAGCAAUUGGAAGCAUUUGCCUUUGGAAGCCACAGAUAA